UUGAUACUGAAAGUAGAUCGAUUUAGAACAAUCCUAUAAAUAUAUAAAGAGGCUAAAGUAGAAUUAUCUAGACAAACCCAAGAUAGAAGAACAGUAAGAUUAUUUUAAUUGUAUAGAAGAUCACAAUUAGUUUCUUAAUGUUUUCUUGAGUUGAGGGGUCCCAAAUGGAGGAUGCAUAUUCUAUUAUUGGCCUAACCAAGAAAAUGGCAAGCGGCACAGAACAAAGUUUUCAAAGACGAAUCGCUGACUUCCCUUGUAUGUUUAAUAUGGGAUCAUCUGCUAACAGAGACGAAACUGAUUUAACAGCAAAAUUAGAGACAGUGCUUCAGGAAAGUGGGUUUGACCAAGACAUUCGCAGACUGAACUAUUUAACUUGGAUUCAGUUUAAUCUUGAGAAGCUUCGUGGUCAAGAACACAAAGAAUCUUUGCAAUGGAAUGAAAAAGCUAUGAAAUUGUCAAGUGGAAAUGACCUGGUUUCCCUGGCCAACAGAAUUUAUCUUUCAAAGUACAUUGGAAAAGAGGACGAAUCAGAAAGAUGUCUUCAUGAACUUGAGAACAGGAGAAGCAUUCCGGACUUCCAGGAUCUUCUAGCCGAUGCAAAAGCACAACAAGCCUAUUGCUAUGCAAGAAUUGGCGAUCCAAAAAAUCAAGACUUGGAAAUAGACCUUUAUAUCCAAGCUUUACGUGUGAAGACAGACUUUCGCUGGAAUUACGGACUUGGUUUGGCUUGUAUGCGAUCUAUGCAUAUCCAUAUGAAAAAAUACAGAUUUAAGUUCAAUAGAAACGAGAGAGUUCAAUUAGGCGCGGCAGCACUGUUUGAAGCUAUCAGAGAUGCUCCAGAUAAUGAUCUCAGAGGUCAAGGCUACAUGAAUUUAGCUCUUUUGCAGAGUUAUUCACGUCGAUUUGCUGCAGAGGAUUUAACUGACAGAGACUGCAGAAUACUUUUCAACAAUCUGAGCGUGAAAGAGUUAAUUGAUACGGCCGUAGAGCUAGGCCCUAACGACUACAAAGUUCUUGCUGAUUGUGGCCGAGCGAUUGCAGAUGAUGACAAGGAGGAAGCCAAAAGGCUGUUUAUGAGGUCAAACGCGAUUCAAAGAAAUACAAAGGCGUGUUACCAAUUGGGAUUUCUAUCUUCCGACGUGAAUCAGAGAUUGGCGUUAUGGCUUGAUGCUUUAAAGUUAUCUCAUUACGGAGACAAGGCUAUUAUCGGAGGCAUUCAAAAAAUCCUGAAUGAGAGAGCUAGAGAUAAUCCUAUCAACAAGUGCUUCCAUCAACAUUUUCAUGAAGUCGGAACUGCUAAAAAAGAUGUACUGAUCUUAGUACAGGAUGAAAAUGACCAAGUAGACAAAGUGUAUCAAAUAUUGACAGCCUGUUUCGGACUUACAGCUACCAAAGUUGUCAUCCAGAAUUCACAGUCCUGGAAAACUGAAGUUAGUCAACAUCACGUAGUGAUUAUAAUACUUCCAAGGCUUUUAAAUAGCCAUUUCUCAGAAGAGAUUACAUUCCUUGUUGACAAGGCUUGUCCAGACGGCCGCCAUCAGACGAUGAAAGUUCUAAUUACAGACCAAUCAACGAGAGUUCCUGCAACUCUUCAACCAUUCAAACAAUUGAUAUUGGCUGACGUUUUGGAAAACUUAGGAAAUGGACAAAUCACGUACCAGACUUUUGGAGGAAAGAACUUGCAAUGCAUCAGUUUACUGAAGUUGUUUAUUUUUCUAAUUGAAGAGUAAAUAUUAAAUCCAUUAAAAUCUACAUUAUUUUGAACUCCACCAGCAAGUCAACAUUCUUUGAACUGUUUAUGAUCAGAUUUACAGAUUACUCUUGGACUUACAUCUAGAUCUAGAUAGAUCUUGAUACUCUUUAAAUCUAUAUAUAGAUCCAGAUCUACUUCCAAAGAUAGGAAAUAAAUUUUAAAAAAUAUAAAAAAAACAAAAACAACAUAAUUGUCAAAAAUAGAAUAUGCCUAUGAUUAAUGUCUAGAUAAGUUGUUAUGAAAAAAAAAACAAACAGACUAUUACAAAUCCCUUUUUAAAAAGCAAAGCUUUUCUAAGAGGAAGAACUCAAUAGUAUAUAAGUUAUUUCCCAUUUUCAGUCUGAAACAAAAUAAUUAAUUAUCAAUAAUAAUGGACUAAUUGUUUAAUUUUUUAAAUUGAUUUAUUGUUAGGUAGAAUAAAUAAUUGUUUAAAGUUUCAACUUGAUCAGAGAAUGGGUGUGGGAGAAAUAACGUGUGUAAUUAUGUAAAAGGGCAAAACCCAACAUAUUUAGUCAUAUCUGUGAAUACCUAAGGAUUAAUAUCCCUUGUUGGUUUCAAACUGGAUAAUUAAUUACCAGUAAUUAUUUGACUAAUUAGUUAAUUUUUUUUUAUUGAUUCAUGUAUUGUCUAUGCCAAUGAAUAAUUGUGCAAAGUUUCAACUUGAUCCAAGGAUGGGUGUGGGGGAAAUAAUGUGGGCAAACGUUUGGCCAGAAAGAGUGAGUUGAUAUAAGUUUGUAAGAAGAGAAACUAAAACCUAGAGUGAGUGAAAAUGCGCUUCUUUUGUUUUUAAUGCUCAUUGUUUAAACUAUGAUUUCAGAAAAAAAAAAUGUUGAAUAAAUUUUUAAAAAAGUAUUAAUCUAACUUAUGACUAUAAAUAAUACACUCAUUUUUACACAUUUUUGCUGCAAAUGUAAUCAUCAACAAAAAUAUAUUAUAACUGAAUCUCUUUUUGUAGUAUUUUCUUUUUUAUUUUGAAACUUAUUUGUAUUUAACUUGAUUUUUUUUAAAGACUUUACAUUAGUCUUGACAUCUAUGUUUUGUUUUAAGUGAGUUUCUGUCAUAUGUUAAUUUAAAUUAGUUACUGUGAUACUUUUGUAUAUAUAUAUAUUAUAUAUGCACACAUUGUAUAACAUUUUUAAAAACUUAUAUAAUAAUAGUUUUAAAAAACACUUAUCUUUUGUUAAUUUUUCUAAAAGAAUUCUUAGCAACCCUCAUCGCCAUACAUCAAUGUAUAUUUUGAAUACUGUAGUUUUGAUAGAAGCCAGAUCUACUUUGUUCUUAAAGUUAAAUGUCUUAUUAAGUAACUGUGUCAUAAUAUUUCAAAUGAAAGGAACUCAGAUAUUGAAUGGAAAAUGGCUUAAAAUAUUAUGAUCUUAUGAGACAUUAGUUUGUGCUUUUAAGAAUAUAGUAAGAAUGUCAUUAUUCAUUUGGACUACAAGAAUUGAACACAUAUGGUUGCCUAGUCAUGUGAAAAGCCUUUUAGAAUGAAUGUCAUACAAUGGUUACAAUUGUCCUGGGUUUGAAUCCUGCCCAUUACUGACAUCCCCCCUAUCCUGCAGUUGGUAUUGGGCUAUGGGCUAGGAUGAAAUAUUCUUCAAAUAGGAAGGAACAUUCAAAACAAAGCUCAUCAUGAAUUCCACAAAUCAAAUAAGGUGAAGCCACAAAAUGCAGGAGUGAAACUUAUGUUACUGUAGAUUUGAGUAGAACUUUCUAAAAGUAAACUUAUGGGUGUCAUGAUUAUGAAAUAAUACUGUAGAGAUUUCUAGGUUUUUAUUGGGGAUGUUGAUCUCAAAAUAAAUAAGUAAAAAUAAAUAAGAAUUCUUAGAAGAGGUACUUAGUUCUUUUAAUAUAUAUACACUUUAAUUACAUUGAAUCAUUGUACACUGAGAAGCUGUUGUGUUUAUUUAUAUUACACAUUGUGCUUAAACUAAUUAAAGUUUGAAUUCUUGAUUGA
Molecule: messenger RNA, 3707 nt
Organism: Biomphalaria glabrata
Lineage: Eukaryota; Metazoa; Mollusca; Gastropoda; Planorbidae
Exons: 5
Coding region: 165-1730 (521 amino acids)
Source: RefSeq, a predicted model, not a curated record